AUGCUAUCUACAUGGAGCGACGAUGACAGUAAUCCUGAUUGCUGCAAAUGGAAAGGCAUUCAGUGCCACAAUGAAACUGAUCAUGUACAAAUGCUUGAUCUCCGUGGUCAGGAUAAUUUUUUGUCUGGUGCAGUUAAUUUCACUCCAUUGGUUCACUUGCAAAAAAUGGAGUAUUUGGAUCUCAGCUAUAAUGAUUUUCAAUCGAGUCACAUUCCGGAACUUAUUGGCUCGUUUACCAACUUAAGAUAUCUCAAUAUCUCAUAUUCUCAAAUUUCUGGGAGAAUUCCUUGUGAACUUGGAAAGCUUGCACAUUUACAAUAUCUGGGUUUAGGGAGCAAUUAUCUCGAUGGAGAAAUCCCUUAUCAACUUGGAAAUCUGUCACGGUUGAAGUAUCUUGAUCUUAGUGGAAAUUCAAAUUCCUUUUUUGGAGCAAUCCCUUUUCAUGUUGGGAAUCUUCCUAAUUUGCACACUCUUAGGCUUGGUGGCAAUUUUGAUGUUGAAUCUGUUGGACUCCCAACUAUGUGUCCAAAAGUCCAAAUUUUCAAGCUCAUUUUUCUACACUUAAUUGAGGGGAGUGAGAAGUCAGUGGAGUGGGUGAGGGAAGUCCAUUUUCGCAGCUUAAUUCGUAACACGGUGCUCUUUGUUCUGACCGUUCGGAUUGUCGAUUGGAGGUCUGAAGUUGGAGAUACUGUCUUCGUACAGAAGCCCUGUUCUUGCAAGUUUGGGGAAUUGUUUCCGCUGCUCACUUUAGAUAAUUGUGUUCUUGUGUUUGGUUUUCCCCAACAGAGUGGUAUCAGAGCUCUUUGGGCUCUGGUUUUGGGAUUAUUUGACUUGCUUGAAUGA
Molecule: messenger RNA, 843 nt
Organism: Abrus precatorius (Indian licorice)
Lineage: Eukaryota; Viridiplantae; Streptophyta; Magnoliopsida; Fabales; Fabaceae
Product: putative leucine-rich repeat receptor-like serine/threonine-protein kinase At2g24130
Exons: 3
Coding region: 1-843 (280 amino acids)
Molecular function (GO): protein binding
Source: RefSeq, a predicted model, not a curated record